Musa acuminata AAA Group (dessert banana) is the source of this 2108-nucleotide messenger RNA. RefSeq names its product ethylene-responsive transcription factor ERF039-like. The record is from RefSeq and is a predicted model, not a curated record. Gene Ontology annotation, molecular function: DNA-binding transcription factor activity; DNA binding. The transcript has a single exon. Lineage: Eukaryota; Viridiplantae; Streptophyta; Magnoliopsida; Zingiberales; Musaceae. Gene Ontology annotation, biological process: regulation of DNA-templated transcription. The coding region runs from base 168 to 815 and encodes 215 amino acids.
ACUAAUCAAUCAGCUUCGAUUGAGUGACAUCACAAAUGCAUGCUUUUGUGCAUGGGACCUUCCCGUCGGAUUCAUCGAUCUGUGGCCAAUACAGCACUGAUCGUGCAUAAAACCCCAUCACGUUACCACCGUCUCCGUGCCUUCACUUCCCGCUUCUCAUCUUCAUCAUGAAAGCCGCAGGAGCUAAUAAUCCCUGCUCUGCUUCUUCUUCUUCUUCUUCCUUCUCCUCCUCCUCUCGCUGCUGCUCUUCGUCGUCCACCGGCUUUUCCUCCACCAUCAAGAGAGAAGCUGAGGCAAUUGGUGGCAAGGAGAAGAAGGAGCAAGGCAGCGGCGGCAAGCACUCGUCUUACCGCGGCGUUCGGAUGCGUGCCUGGGGUAAAUGGGUGUCGGAGAUCCGUGAGCCGAAGAAGAACUCGAGGAUCUGGCUCGGAACGUUCCCCACCGCUGAGAUGGCCGCCCGGGCACACGACGUGGCGGCGCUGACCAUCAAGGGGCGGUCUGCGUACCUCAACUUCCCCGAACUGGCUUCCCAGCUGCCGCGCCCGGCGUCGUCAACGCCCAAGGACAUCCAAGCGGCGGCGGCGCUGGCUGCCGCCACCGCGGCCGGCGACCACAGCUCGAAGACCGAGACCUCAUCGUCGCAUUCGCCUGCUGCUACGCCGACGCCCAGCGACGACGACGACGGCGCGCUCUUCGACCUGCCUGAUCUCUUGCUCGAUCUGAGAGAGGACUUCUGCUACUUCUCGUCAUGGGAGGCUUCGAUAGCGGAGGAUGGCUUCGAGCUUAAGUUCGAGGAGCCAUUCUUGUGGGAAUAGCUGACUUCUCGAGUUAUACUGAAGACCUAGCCUUCGGUUGUUCCAUUAAGGGUCUCAAUGGACAUCUCAAACACUGCUCAAUAAGAACAAUACAAGCGAGUGUGAUGUAGGCAUCGAAUUCUGAUGUUUGAGAUACGAAAUGGAAUCCACGUAGGUGGAUUUUACUACCUCUGUUUCUUUGCUGCACAUGGAAAGAUUUGCUUCUUUCUUUGGAUCAAGAACUCGGCAUGGAAAUAAUUGAGUACAUCGCUAUCCAUGAUUCGGACUCCCUUUCUGUAGAGGAAUCGAUACGCCGGCCCUACAUGAUGAUUACGAUGUCAUUUGGUGGGAUGACAAGGAAGACCUGUGUCUUGCUUUACCUAGUGGCAAAAACACUAUUUUUCUCGUCUCUGACAGUCAUGGAGAUCAUUCUCCAUCUUUAACUCAGUUCUAUCAACCAGCCAUGUAUCUGUUAUAUGCUGACAGUGACGUGUGGUUGGAGGUCGAUGUAAUGUCGGUACAUGCAAGCUGAGUAAAUCUACAUUCACAAUUUUAUUAGCAUUCAGACAGUCGACCAAGCAGCAUCCAAAAAGAACUGUAGACAGAUAGAGAUAGAUAGAUAUAUCGAGAGAGAGAGAGACAGAGAUGAAUCAUCUACGUUAACGUAUGGGCAGACCAUGCUCAGAGAGACAUUUGUGGGUACAAAGAGAGUUCGUAUAAAAACUCCUGUUCAGUAACCUAGGUCAUAACUCAAACACACGCAGUUAGUUGGAUACUGCAAACAAGGGAAAUGGUUGAUGAGAUCCAAAGAGCACUCUACUACUUCUUUAGUUUGCUUCCGUUAGAUAUACCAUCAGAGAAGAGGGAGUAAUUACAGUAAAAUGUCACACUGGUGUCAUCAGAAUGGUACUAGGGACAGUGUCCCAGCCUCCAGAAUGAAUCCAAGAGCAGCUAAGGAGACCAAAGAUGCAUCGUUUUCUGCUUGAUUAAAGAACUAAGGAUGGUCCUCAUUGGAAGCUGGACCAAAGGUCAGCACAAGCAAAGAUAAGCUCCCUCGUUGUUUCACGAGGAGAAUGCAUGGGUAUUACUGAAGCUAGGCUGUCUUACGACCACUUCUCUCCUCCAUCAAUCAUGGGGACAUGAAAGGAGGAGGCAUCCCAGAUUCUCUUCUUGGAAGGGAUUCCAAAGUACACAAUAGUCAACAUUUUUUGCACUGUGCAAUCUCAGUGUAUGCAAUCCAUGUGUACAUCAUGUUUCAAAAGAUGACAAUGAACUGCUCUGACAUUAAAGUUACAGGGAAAAUUCCAUCCCACU